Messenger RNA from Ostreococcus tauri, 1059 nucleotides. Its product is annotated as UBX. Bases 1 to 1059 code for a protein of 352 amino acids. Gene Ontology annotation, molecular function: ubiquitin binding. The record is from RefSeq and is a predicted model, not a curated record. The transcript has a single exon. NCBI's taxonomy places the organism in Eukaryota, Viridiplantae, Chlorophyta, Mamiellophyceae, Mamiellales, Bathycoccaceae.
AUGGACCUAGAGGCGGCGGCGACGGCGCACUUCGAGGGAACGCUGGAGCGGCGGGUGGAGACGUUUGAGCGAGAGCGAUCGAACGCGGCGGCGGACGUGGGAGACGACGCGAUGGUGAUCAGUGAUGGAGAGGGUGGUGGAUGUGGAGGACGAGGGGAGAGCGGUUCGGGAGGUUGGCGCGCGCGGGAUGAUGAUUCGGAGGAGGAGUGGCGGGAGUCGGGCGACGAGUCGCCGAUCGAUUUGAUCGGCGAAGACGACGAGGACCCGGAUGAGGUGAACGCGCGGAUGAUGCGUGAAAUCUUAGCCGCGAGGGAGCGACGGGAGAGACGAUCGACGCGUGCGAGGAUAGGUCUCGGGAUGAGCGCGUUCGAGGCGCGAGAUGGAGGGGCCGACGCGCGCGGCGGCGACGCCGACGCGAUGGUCGAUUUACCAGACGGCAUCGAUCGCGAAGAGGCGAGAAUGCUCGAGGCGGCGAUGUUGGGGAUCGCGUACGUCCCACCGGCGAAUCGCGUCGUUGAUUAUGGAUAUAGCGCACCCGCGCCGGACCACGUGUUAGACGCGAGGAACAUCACCAGCGAAACGGAUCUCGCGUAUCAAGAAUCGCUACGCGCCGACCAAGAGAAGGAAGCCGUGAGACGCGCGGAGGAAGUGGCGAGGGAGAUGAUGGAGGCCGAAAAGGCUGAAGCCGAAGCGCGAGCAAAGGCUGAGCGUGAAGCGGAAGAAGCGGCUCGGGCUAAGCUCGCUUCCGAGGCCGCAGACGCAUUGCCGGACGAGCCGAGUGCCGAGGCGGCGGACGCGGUGAACAUAGCGUUCCGUCUUCCAGACGGAUCGCGCGUAAUGCGUCGAUUUUCAUCCUCGCACAACGUCAGGACGCUUUUCUCUUUCAUCGAUGGUUACGAGAAACUCCACGAUGAGAGCUCUCGCUUGGCCGUGGAGCCGGGGACGUACAGAUUUAUCGCGCAGCAUCCUCGUCGCGUGAUUGAAGCCGCGAACGACAGCACUAUUGAGCAAGUCGGGUUGACACACAAGCAAGAGGCUCUGAUGGUUGAUUUACUGUAA